CACACGUAAAGAGAGAAAAAGUGAAUGCAAAGCAAGUAGAAUUAUUGAAUGGGGUGGAGUCGAUCCAUUCAGUAAGUCCCAAUUAACAACGUCAUCUCGUCGCGAAUAGAAACAAAUUUAUUCCUACUCCAUCUCGACGUACUGAUUGUUCUAUUCGAACAUCGCCAUGGCAGAAGAAAAACAGCUCAGACAGCUCGAUCGUGAAAAUGCUCGAGGUUGGCAGCGGCAUGAUCAAGUAUCACACCAAGAAUAUCAACAGCAAGGCCACUCGGUUCGCCAUUGUCCUCAUCAACAAGAUUGGAACAUUUAUGACACGUACAUUGCAAAAAAUAAUCAAGGUGCCUUGUUGCUCCGUGAAAAACGCUAUCAAGAUGCAGCAUGUUGUUUUUGUCAAGCGGUGAAGUACGUAAACGAACGUUCUGAAUUCCACUAUCCAAACAAUGAACUUCAAAACACCCAAGGACUACGGCAGGACCAACAUCGUGUAGGACUUGACCUGCAUCGACAUACAUCGUCACGACCCACCACGUCGAGUGCGAAUGUCCCCCCUAUUCCCAACAUUUAUUCAUCUGCUGCGAUGCCAAUAAGUACGACAGAGACACCUCGGGUGAUAUUAAGAGCAAAAGUAGACUCUUUCUACUUGUUACUGGAUGACGAAAGCAAGAGCAAAAGUAACAGCUGCAACAACUGUGGUUUGCACACAUGCCAACAUGCUGGCAGUAACUCUUGUGACGACGAAUGUCGACAACAAUGCGGGGACGCCUCGUUUUCUGACGAUGAUAGAACCAACUGUGAAGGAUCCUACGUAUUCCGUAAUCCAAUAGUAGUAGUCGAAUGCGAUCCCAUCAACACCAUCAGAACCUCCGCAUCAAAUAAUGGCGUGGAAAACAGUUUCACUUCAUCAACAACUGCUCUAGUAGCAAGAGCAAGAGCAACCCCUACGUUCGCCAAGGACGCAUGCGUCAAGCUAUCGUUACUGAGCGUAUACAAUUUGGCUUUGACGUACCAUCUUGCCGCUCUUGAUAACAAGAAUCAUCGACGAAUGGAAGCAAACAACAAUGGUCUCGACCUGCAUUAUCGAAAUGAUAACGACUCAAAUGUACAACAGCCUACAAAGAGAGGUUCUCCUGAUGAGGUGGAAACAACGUCUGAUAUGAGCAAAGGCACAUGCAACAGACGCCCGUCAAAGCGGCAGCGUAUGGCGAGUUAUAUGGACGGCAUAAACAACACAAGCGGUAGUGCUACUAACAGAAUGAAAAGUAUGAUUUCAGUGACUCCAUAUGGUGAAUGCGCCAACCCCUACCACAAUGAUGUUGACAACCAGAAUGACGAAAACAUUAGUGAUAGCAAUGACGAUAAAAUCAACCGCACAUUGCUACAGCAAGCUUUGACCUAUUACGAGAUAGCCUACCGCAUGUUGGUGAGCGAAGAGAAUGUAUUGGUCUCACAAGCCAUGGUAAUUCUUAAUAAUAUCGGGCACAUCCAUCGUUUGAUGGGAAGCGAAGAAAAUGCGAAGGAAUAUUUCCAGAGGCUAUUGACCACCAUGAUGUACCUACAGCAGACAAGCGAUUCUCGUCAAAUCAAACACUGGGAUUCCUUCUUCACAAAUGUUGUUGACUUGGUAGUGCCACCGAACUUGUCACAUAAAAAAUAUGCAGCAGCUGCAUAACGUAGUACUAUGAAGCUAUUGUGGAUUUGACGGUUAUGGAAGAGAAAAGUGUGUUGAUUUAUCUGUCUAUAUUUGAUGUGAUCAAUGUACUCAGGCAUGGAGUGUAGCCAGAACAUCAUAUUUAUUUAUUUUUGAUUUGCACUUCUAAAUUCUUGAAGACUUGUCACGUGCCAGCAGUAUGGUUUAUACUCAUAUAAAGUGCUGCCAGUAAUGUGCAUCAAUUGCUUCCACAUUCUACAUGUUAUUCCAAGCAAUGGACCACCUUUUAAGAAAUAAAAUACAAAUUACUAGGAAUCAGGAAUACACCAGUCUUCGUACCUUUGAUGCGUAUUAGCUUAUUACAAAGAGCACCCACAACAUACAAGGUAGAAGUAGAGUACGGUGCAGUAAGGUACCAUUAUACUACGCAUUGCGGAUCAAUUGAAACUACAUUUCACAGGGCAUUCCCAAUCUUAAUUUAACAUUCCAUAUGUUAGAAAAAUGUUCCAAAUGUUUAUUUCACACAUGGAAUGUUAAAUUUAUUGCAUAGGCCUACGUAGGUCCUACUAGUAGUACUAUCCACAUUCUUCAUUCAGUCUUGCACAUGCCUAAAAAAGGAAGAAGGGAUCUAAAAAAGAGGAAGAAGAGGAUGCCUCCCCUGCUAACUUUCACACUGUUAAGCAGAGCAUUCAGGACGUUAAAUUGAAGCAAAAACCACAGUACUCAUUUCUACAUAGCCUAUGCUGCUAACAUUCGGAAUUAACAUCGGGAACGCCCUGUGAAACGUAGUUUCAAUUGAUCCGCAUCGCGUAGGAUUAUUUUUUUCUUCGCGCCGUCAUCCGUCAUGCGUUAACAAAACAAAGGUGCGCCAAGAUUGUGGCAUUUUAAAAUUUUGAUGAAAAUGGUCGAAAAUCGGAAAACCCCAAACCAGUCGAAAAACACUGUGAAAUUACAAAUUACAGUAGUUGGUACCGUACGACUGCCUUUGUAAAGCAGCCAAAUGUAACUUGUGAAUGUUCACUUCUUAAUGAAUAUUUUUCCGAGUGAUAAGAUUUCCAUUCUGUAAUGUAACCGAGCGUUUAUCUUGGUUUAUUUCUUGUUUCGAUUUCUACAGCAUUCGAAACGAUGGUUUGUCUCUUCGAAAAUUUUCGAAACGCGUUAUUAUUCAUUGGAUUCGGAACCGGUUUGAUGGGACCCGACGAUGUCUUUCUUACAUAUGGACGUACAAUUUCGUUAAAAUCAUCCAUUGAAUCAUUUCCAUCACCUGCAUUACUUUCCUCGAGAAUGGUGGUGGCAAUUGAGGACGAGAGAAAACAUCAUCAACACGAAUGAAUCUCUGAUUCUCAACAUCGCCAUGGACAUAUCGGUAGCUACGUCGCCAUUGAAUAGAAGGAAAACCAUGAGCAAGUCCAGGAGACGUCAAAUAGAUCGAUCCAAUGUGCGAAAGAGGAUACUAUGGUAGUGCAACACCUCUCCGUUUGUAGGAAAUAUGAAAGCUGUAGAGAUGUGAUCAAAUGGAAGGAUCACAUCGUCUUUCUCUCCGUCUGGGUGAGUGUUCCUCAUCGGCCACCAACCAAAACCCUUGUGUCAUCGCCAUUGCUCUAAAAUGUGUUGAUUUUGGUCUCCGGAAAAUCAGUUCAUUCCAUUCUUUCAGGUUGUGUGGUCACUAGCCCAGGAAAGAACUACACUCAGAAAAAUUGAAUUUAUAUUCUUUCAAAAAUCUAUAAUGGUAGAUCUUGAAGUUUUUUUUUCGUUCUAGAAAAUCUCAUCCUGAACGUUACGAACAAUAGUAUUCUUAAAAGCAUUUUGGAGUACGGUAGGAGAGUCCAUGAUAAACGUCAGAAAUCACUGUACACAACAAAGCUUGAGUUGGUAAUGUGCUCUGUACCAAUGUCUUACUCUCUCUCUCUCUCUCUCUUGCCUAUGGUCCAUUUCUAAAUAUAUUAUCAUUAUUACA
Molecule: messenger RNA, 3605 nt
Organism: Pseudo-nitzschia multistriata
Lineage: Eukaryota; Bacillariophyta; Bacillariophyceae; Bacillariales; Bacillariaceae
Source: the annotation of a GenBank genome assembly